Malania oleifera is the source of this 796-nucleotide messenger RNA. RefSeq names its product calmodulin-like protein 8. The coding region runs from base 102 to 569 and encodes 155 amino acids. The transcript has 4 exons. The record is from RefSeq and is a predicted model, not a curated record. NCBI's taxonomy places the organism in Eukaryota, Viridiplantae, Streptophyta, Magnoliopsida, Santalales, Ximeniaceae. Gene Ontology annotation, molecular function: enzyme regulator activity; calcium ion binding.
CUUUUUAAUUUAACGUCCCAUCUCUCUCUCUCCCUCUCUCCUCUCUCUCUCUCUCUCUCUCUCUCUCUCUCUCUCUCUCUAGCCGUGCGUGCGUUGAGGAGAUGAAAGGUGGUGGUAGAAUGGGGGAUGUCCUGACUGAAGAACAGAUUGCUGAGUUUCAGGAAGCUUUCUGCUUGUUUGACAAGGAUGGAGAUGGGUGUAUAACAAUAGAAGAGCUGGAGACAGCAAUAAAAUCGCUGGAUCAAAAUCCAACGAGAGAGGAGUUAGAAAAUAUGAUCAAAGAAGUUGAUGCUGAUGGUAAUGGUACCAUCGAAUUUGGGGAGUUCUUGAAUCUCAUGGCAAGAAAAAUGAAGGAAAAUGAGGCAGACGAAGAGUUGAAAGAAGCUUUCAAAGUGUUUGAUAAGGAUCAGGAUGGUUACAUUUCAGCUAAUGAGUUGAAGCGGGUGAUGAUGAACUUGGGAGAAAGAGUGACGGAUGAAGAGGUAGAACAGAUGAUAAGAGAAGCUGAUUUAGAUGGUGAUGGCGUUGUUAAUUAUGAAGAGUUUGUAAGGAUGAUGUUGGCUGUUUGAUCAAAUUCUCCAAUUUAUAUUUAUACAUAAUUGUAUUCUAAAAUAUAGUGGAAUAUUGCUUUUUGUUUUCUUCAGUUUCUUUAAUUAAUAUAUAUAUAUAUACAAAAACAUUGUGUAUUUGAGAAGGAAGUGUGUAAGUGGCAAAGAAACCAUUUAUUUACCCUUUGGUAUUUUCAUGUAGUCAUGCACAUAAAAUAUUUUAAUAAUAUUUUAAAAAGGUAUUUUUA